Cetraspora pellucida is the source of this 2886-nucleotide messenger RNA. The record is from the annotation of a GenBank genome assembly. Lineage: Eukaryota; Fungi; Glomeromycota; Glomeromycetes; Diversisporales; Gigasporaceae.
AUGUAUAACUAUGGGACUACGGGCAAUCAAAACAUGCAGCAACUUAGAGGUUUAGGUGGUGAAAGUGCUUCAACUCUCUCUAAUCCGUACGUUUUUCAAAAUCACCAGUCGUUACCCGUAACAUCCUCGACUCAAAUACCAUCCAUGUCAGCCAUUAACAACUCUGUUUACGGUAAUCAAGCUGCUCAACGUCAUAGAGUGCAAAUACAACAACGUAUAGCUCAACAAACUCAACAACAAAUGAUGCUUCAAAUGAGAAGACCCGUUCAAAAUACUGCGCCUUCCCAGAGUGCACAUCGUUCCCCCCAUAGUCAAAAACAACCUAAUGACUCUAAUCCUAAAAAACCUCAACAACAAGCUGUUAAACCUUAUGAACCUGCACCUGAUCUUACUAUCGUUCAAAAAGAGUAUUUGGAACAAUAUGUUCGUCGUGAUAAUUUAUAUCAAAAAGCGUUAGAUCUCCAACAUAGAAGGCAAAUGUCUAUCAUAAACGAAAAACGUAAAGAAAUAGCUCAAGUUGAACAAAGGUAUCAAUAUCGAUCUAGUCCAUUCGUGUUUGGUCCAGGAUAUCAAGGUUACGGAAAUGGUGUGACAGGAACAAAGUUUCGCAUUAUUUAUCCAAACGAAAGAAAAAGGCCUAAAAGAACAAAGGAAUUUAAAUUUACAUUACAACAAUUAAAAGAUAUCGCACAAAGAGAAGAUAUAUUAGUUCCGAUAAGAUUAGAAAUUGAUGGCGCUGAUGGUUACAAACUACGAGAUACUUUUACAUGGAAUAUGAAUGAAACGUUUAUUACGCCUGAACAUUUUGCGGAGGUUCUUUGUGAUGAUUUACAUUUCCCUACUUCACAAUUUGCUCCAAUAAUUGUCAAACAAAUACGCGAUCAAUUACAAGGAUAUAUCAUCCAUCCUCUGUCAUCACCGGAGUCUUCUCAACCUACUUUAACUGCUGAGGUAUUUUCGGCUUUAAAAAAUUCUACCGAAAACACGAAAGAGAUCAAAGAUGAGAAUGAUUCCAAUUAUUUAAAUUCUAAUACCGAUGAAUCUAAUUCUACUGAAGAACUUCGAAUUUUAAUCAAGGCAAAUUUUAUAUUAUUAUCGUUAACCUCUCUGAACAAAUCAUUUAAUAUUGACGUAACCGUUGGUAAUAUAUCAUUAGUGGAUCAAUUUGAAUGGGACAUUAAUUGUCAAAAAAAUGAUCCUGAACUUUUUGCGGAAAUUUUGACGACAGAAUUGGGUCUUGGAGGUGAAUUUAAAACCGCAAUAGCUCAUUCUAUUCGAGAACAAAUUCAAAUAUACGUAAAAUCAUUAAUACUCGUGGGCCAUCCUUUUGAUGGAUCACCUAUACAAGACGAUGAUCUUCGGCAAAACUUUUUACCUCCUGUUACAAACAUAAUUCGUAGAGAAGAUGCAGUUGAGCAACACACUCCAUUAUUGGUAGAGCUAACUGAAGCUGAAAUUGACAAGAUUGAAAAAGAUAGAGAAAGAGAUGCUAGGCGCAAGAGACGUCAAACUCGUGGUAGACGAGGCGUUAUUUUACCGGAUCGUGAACCUCCAAAAACGCAUCGCACUCUUCUCCAUAACACUACAGUGGUUCAAGAUCCCACUGAUGAAAAUGUUUUUUUAACAGUUCCUUCUUCAGGCAUGCCACCUGUUUUACGUAAAGCUAGUUCCAUGGGUUAUGACAAUUACGCUGCAAUAUCUGAAAAGUCUCUAGCACCUGGUAAAAUGCGAGGACGAGGACGUACUGCUGUUGGUGGUACUAAUAUUGGAAGUAAUUUGCGAGGAAUCGUUCAGGUAAACUCUCCGGAUGUCACUGAUGCUAAUACUCCAGAGGGUGCUAAAAAACUUCAUCGACGAUUGACGAACAAGGAUUUAGAUGAAUGGCAUUGUAGUGGCUGUGGAUGUCCUUCAACAUCAACACCUCUUCUACGAAAAGGGCCUAAUGGAGAGAAGAACAAUUCACUGCGGCCGAACCCAUUGAAUUUAAAUGAUCUCGGAACUAAUUCACCGUUUAUGGAGAAUAACCCUUCGUCCAUCGAUCCCUUUUCAAAAAAAGGCCCACAACAUAUUGAGAGUUACCAUCAAAACUUACCUUCGAUGUCAAUAGGACAAAUCUCAUCAACUUCCAAUACGUCGUUAGAAGUUAAGCAACAGUCCAAUACUUUGAUUAAGAGAGAAAUAAAAGCUCAAGAUAAUCAAAACUUAAUUGAUUCUCAAGGAAUAACUUUGAAUACUGUUGUAUCCGAAGGGUUGGUGUCUGCGCCCUUAAAUCAACCUGUUGCGUCAGUAAUGACCGCAACUUCGAUAUCUCCAACAUCUACCUCUCAUGCAAAUACAUCUACUUCUGCGAAUGAUUUACCAAUACCUACAGCAUCAUCAACAAUAACCGUUUCCAAUACGUUAUCAUCUAAUAGACCGGUUUUCCCAGAAUGGAUUAUUCAGCAACGAGACCAAUUAAAACGAAAAUAUCCACGUGAUUGUUUUGACAUUAUUCAACGUCCUAAUCAUCAUCCAACUGAAUUCCGUAUUAAAUGUUUUGACUGUCCUGGAAAACUCUAUCAACCUGGUCCCGAUCUUACAUUGGGGAAUUUUGAGAUACAUCUUAAGAACAAGAGUCACCGUAUAGCAGUUGAAAAACGUUGGAAUCCUCAAUUGGCCGCAAGUCUGUUAAAUAAUGAAUCUAUCGGUAAUAGUAGUAAUGUUAACACGAUUCCUGGUUACGGGCAUGCUGAUGGUGCUUCCGCUACUAUAUCGGUCGGUGAUAUUGGCGAUCAUGGUACGAACACAACUCUCGAUAGUGGUACUGGUGGUACAAAAGAAAUUGGAGGUACGGACACAUCUAGUGAUAUAAAUGAUGUUCGUGUAUAUGAUUUAAGUAAUAAAUAA